This is a messenger RNA of Gracilinanus agilis (Agile Gracile Mouse Opossum), 1092 nucleotides long. RefSeq names its product trans-2,3-enoyl-CoA reductase like (gene TECRL). The coding region runs from base 1 to 1092 and encodes 363 amino acids. Lineage: Eukaryota; Metazoa; Chordata; Mammalia; Didelphimorphia; Didelphidae. The transcript is spliced from 12 exons. Gene Ontology annotation, biological process: very long-chain fatty acid biosynthetic process. Gene Ontology annotation, molecular function: oxidoreductase activity, acting on the CH-CH group of donors. The record is from RefSeq and is a predicted model, not a curated record.
AUGUUCAAAAGGAGCAAGCCUUCUGUUACAGAUAGAAAGAAGGAAUUAUUUACCCAUGGAAGUACACAGCCCAUGCUGAAGAAUGACAUGAAGAAUUUUCAUUCCUUGUCACAACUUGUACUCUCUGCUGGUGCACUGAAAUCAACUCCAGCAGUCAAACAUUCGAAAACUACUUACUUUGAGAUAGAAAUCCUUGAUGCCCAAACCAGAAAGCAGAUAUGUAUUGUGGACAAGGUGUCUCCAACAUCUACACUCCGUGACGUUAAACAAAAAUUUAAUAAAACAUGUCCCCAGUGGUACCCUUCCCGUGUUGGCCUUCAAUUUGAACGUGGUGGGCCCUUUCUGAAAGAUUAUGUUAACAUUCAAAGCAUUGCAACUUCUUCCAUUGUUACAUUAUAUUUCACAGAUCUAGGUCAGCAAGUCAGUUGGACAACAGUUUUUCUGGCUGAAUAUGCUGGACCUCUGCUAAUCUACCUUCUCUUUUACAUGCGGCUGACAUAUAUUUAUGAUGCAAAGGAGAGUACCAGAAGAUUGCGCCACCCAGUGGUACACUUGGCCUGUUUCUGCCACUGUUUACACUAUGCCCGCUAUCUUCUAGAAACAUUAUUUGUUCAUAAGCUUUCUGGAGAACACACACCUCUGAAAAAUUUGAUAAAGGGAUGUGCCUUUUACUGGGGAUUCACCUCUUGGAUUGCAUACUACAUUAAUCACCCUCGGUACACACCACCAUCAUAUGGAAACAGGCAAAUCACAGUUUCUGUCCUCAAUUUUUUGAUUUGUGAAGCUGGGAACCAUUUUAUCAAUGUAGUAUUAGCUCAUCCAAAUCAUACAGGAAAUAAUGCUUGUUUCCCAAGUCCAACUUACAACCCUUUCACAUGGUUGUUUAUGUUGGUUUCCUGUCCUAACUAUACCUAUGAGAUUGGGUCAUGGAUUAGUUUCACAGUUAUGACACAAACACUGCCAGUUGGAAUUUUUACACUCCUGAUGAGUAUCCAGAUGUCACUGUGGGCACAAAAGAAGCAUAAAGUGUACCUGAAGAAAUUUGAUUCUUAUGUGUAUAGGAAAUCAGCAAUGAUUCCAUUUAUUUUGUAA